CGCGCGCUCAUCAGUGCGGCAGCAGCGGGAGCGUCGCGGCGUGAAAUGACAGCGAGGCGGCCAGAGAGUCAGCCCGAGCAGGUGGGCUUCUAAACGCACGGACAGCGGGCUCGGUCUCUCUGCGGGAUGUUCCAGCUGCGAGCCGAACCAUGAGGAGGUGACCGAACCGUGGAGCUGACGGGCAGCAGCAGCAGCGAGGGGAGCUGACAGUAAAUGAGAGGCCAUCACCAUGCCCCCGGGGAAGUAUGGGAUGCAGGAGGAAUGGGAGAAGGAGGGGGACCAGGAGAUCGACAUGGACUUCCUGUUGCCGACCGGGAUCUUCCUCAAAUUCCCUGUGUCUCGGAACGAAACCAUCCGAAACAUCAAAAAGAUGGUUUGGAAAAAUGCCCGAAGUGAGGCCCUGUACAGUGGACUUGGUGACCCCGACGGGUACGUCUUCACCUGCAUCAACGAGACGGCCGAGAGGGAGGAACUGGAGGAGGAGUCGAGGCGGAUCAGCGACGUACGGCCCUUCAUGUGCGUCCUGAGACUGGUGGCCAGGGAGGGAGACCGGGGGGAGAAAAUCACCAACACUCAGAUCAGCCUGCUGAUUGGAAAAGGUCUGCAUGAGUUCGAAGCCCAGAAGAACCACGAGGUGGACGAGUUUCGCAGCAAGAUGCGCACGUUCUGUGAAGAGAUGUCUCAGGAGCGACAGAGUUUGCCGUGGCAGCGGUGGAUGGAGUACAGCUUCCCUUGCGACCUGGAGCCGUGCUGCUCCCCUCCGGUGCACGGCGGCACAAAGGCCAAGAACGCCAAGAAGCUCUUCGUCAACGUCAAGUUCGAGGCCUGCGAUGAAAGCUUUAUGCUGCAGCAGGACCCUCAGGACCUCCCGGUGGCUCUGAUGAAGAGCGCCCUGAAAAAGAGGGCCACCGUUUUUCGCUCCAUGYGGCAGGAGCCUGAGGACUACACCCUACAGGUCCACGGGAGGUUGGAGUUCCUCUAUGGGAACCACCCGCUGAGCCAGUUCAAAUACGUUUUCUCGUGCUUGAGGAAUGGCCAGAACCCUCAGCUCAUUAUGGUGCACCACUCCACCAUCAGCAAAUAUCAGGAGGAGCAGGGCAGAGUGUGCAGCCAGGCGUGCAAGACUCGCUCCCUGUCCAGACCCCCGCCUCUGCCCAUGAAGAAGCAAAACACCUCCUCUCUGUGGUCCAUCAAUGAGCCCUUCUACAUUCACCUGUUGCAGGGCAGCCGAGUCAAUGCAGAUGAAGGAAUGAAGCUCGUGGUGCAGGCGGGCCUGUUCCAUGGCAGCGAGCCGCUCUGUAAGGUGGUGACGAGCUCCGAGGUGACGGUGUGCUCCGAGCCGCUGUGGGACCAGAAGCUGGAGUUUGACAUAAACGUGUCCGACCUGCCCCGCAUGAGCCGCCUGUGCUUUGCCCUCUAUGCUGUCAUUGAGAAGGCCAAGAAACCCCGCGGCACGAAGAAGAAAAAUAAGAAAGCAGACUGUCCAAUAGCCUGGGUGAACACCAUGGUGUUUGACUACAAGGACCAGCUGAAGACAGGAGAGUUCCUCUUAUCCACGUGGCCAUCUGUACCUGAUGACAAAAGCGACCUGUUGAAUCCAAUGGGAACAGUAGAGAAGAACCCCAAUGUGGACAGCGCUGCCGGGCUUCUCAUUCGCUUCCCCAACAUUCGGCCACACCCUCUCUAUUACCCUCCACUCGACAAGCUCAUUGACAUGGAGAGGAACGGUGAGACAGUCUCCGCCACUAAAGAGGAGCACAUGAAACUAAAAGAAAUUAUGGAUAACAAAAAUUACACCGAGUUCUUUGAGGAUGAGAAGGAGCUCCUGUGGAAGCUUCGCACAGUCGUCCGUGACUUUUACCCUGAAAGUUUAUCCAAGCUGCUCCUCAUCACUAAGUGGAACAAGCGAGAGGAUGCAGUUCAGAUGGUGAGUUUACUGAAACAUUGGCCCGACCUUCCUGCCAUCCACGCCUUGGAGCUCUUGGACUACAGCUUCCCCGACCCGGCGGUCCGGUCCUUCACCAUCAGAUGCCUCAGAAAACUCAGUGAUGAUGAGUUGCUGCAGUAUUUAAUCCAGCUGGUUCAGGUAUUGAAGUAUGAAUCCUACUUGGACUGUGACCUCACCACUUUCCUGCUAGAGAGGGCGUUGUCCAACAGGAGGAUAGGACACUUCCUGUUCUGGCAUCUCAGAUCAGAGAUUCACGUGGCGUCUGUGAGUUUGCGCUUCGGCCUGAUUUUGGAGGCUUACUGCAGGGGAAACAUCUAUCACAUCAAGCUUUUAACCAGACAGAACGACGCUCUGGGUAAAAUGAAAGCUCUAAGUGACAUUGUGAAGUCGGGCUCUCAGAAAAUGAUGGUGGAUGACCUGAAGCUGUGUAUCAGGCAGGAGUCGUACAAAGAGGCCCUGUCAAACAUGUUGUCACCACUCAACCCCAGCAUCAUCCUCGCUAAGAUCUGCGCAGACAAAUGCAGAUUCAUGGACUCAAAGAUGAAGCCGCUCUGGUUGAUCUAUAAUAACCCCACAGAACAAGGAGACAUGGUGGGAAUCAUCUUCAAAAAUGGAGACGACCUUCGUCAGGACAUGUUGACCCUGCAGAUGAUCCAACUGAUGGAGAAUCUGUGGAAGAAAGAAGGCCUGGAUCUGAGGAUGAUCCCGUAUGGCUGCCUGUCCACCGGGAACAAAAUGGGGCUCAUUGAAGUAGUGAAAAACUCUGACACCAUCGCCAACAUCCAGCGAAACAACAGCAACAGUGCAGCUACUGCGGCUUUCAACAAGGACGCCUUGCUCAACUGGCUCAAAUCUAAGAAUCCUGGGGACAAACUUGAUCAAGCAAUAGAGGAGUUCACACUUUCCUGUGCUGGCUACUGUGUAGCUACUUAUGUUUUGGGAAUUGGAGACCGCCACAACGACAAUAUCAUGAUCAGGGAAACGGGACAGCUGUUCCAUAUCGACUUUGGACACUUCCUGGGCAACUUCAAGCGGAAACUUGGGAUAAACAGAGAGCGCGUGCCUUUUAUCUUGACGUACGACUUUGUUCAUGUGAUCCAGCAGGGGAGGACAAACAACAGUGAGAAGUUUGAAAGGUUCAGGGAAUACUGUGAGAGGGCUUAUAAGAUCCUGUGCAGGAACGGGAUGCUGUUUGUCAACCUUUUUGCUAUGAUGAAGGCUGCAGGACUGCCAGAGCUCACCUCCUCCAAAGAUAUCCAGUAUCUUAAGGAUUCCUUAGCUCUGGGCAAAUCAGAGGACGAAGCGCUGAAGAAUUUCAAAGUGAAGUUCAACGAAGCUUUGAGGGAGAGCUGGAAGACGAAGGUCAACUGGAUGAUGCACUCCUUGGCCAAAGAUAACAGACCGUGAAGAGCAAUGAAUCAAUAAAACCUGCCAAAAAAGAUUAUUUUUAACUUAUGUAAAGAAAGUAUAAAGUCUAAGCAUUUUAUAUGGGAAAUGACACUUGAAGAUGAACCUCAGUAAAUGUUUACAUAUCACUGGCUCAUCUGUGGUUCAUGACAACUAAACAGAGACAUUUAGAGACACUGAGAUGAUCAUUUCUCAUUUCAACUCGACCAUUUUCACCGUGAAGGAUCUUUCUCCCAUCUGCAAACGGACUGCAUUUGCCAUGGGGACGUGUCAAACCAGGCCACAAAUGUAUUUUUGAAUCGUCUGUUGCUACUUGAAAGCCAUCGUGCGAAGUGAAUCACUGAAACAGAAAGUUUAUCUGGCCGACUGCAUUACUCAGCAGAGAGGAAGCUGCAAACUGUGAGAUGACUUUAGACAGACUCAGAGUAUGAUGGCACAGUGGCAGUUUCGCCUCAAGACUUUCUGGCGCUUUACCGUCCUCGAUGGCUCUGUCACUCCCUCUCAYUUAAAAUGCCUUUUUGCAUUAGUGUCUCCUGUUAUAUUGUUGUUUGUUUUAUUUAAUUUGAUGAAAUUGAUGAUCUUGCAAAAGCCAGAAUGUUGUUUAUUUUUAUAACUGUGCUGUUUNUUUUUUUUUUUUUUUUUUUUUUUUACUGUAGUGUGAUUUUGGUAUUGAAAUACUUACUGUCCAGACUCUAGAUUACACAUGAGGUAUUUAAGAUUUAUUGUAAGAUGAGAAGCUCAGAGGCCCCAAUGACUGCCUGAGGUAGGUAUAGACUCCCCCGCAAAACGUGAAGGAAAAAGCGGGUAAAGAAAMUGAAUUGAUUGAUGGCUGGAGAAGUGCAGACUAUUACUUUGAUUAACCUGCCUCAGUAGGCACAGUAGACUCUUACGAAACACCUAAUGGGCAUUUAAGGUGUAAUGUCAGCUCUCUCUUAUUGCUUUACUAAGAUUUAAUGCUAUUGUCUCGUCUGUUAAGGAUCCAACUAUGUAGCUUAGUAUAAAUACUAGAAAUGGGUGAGCUACAUAACAAUGUCCUGCUUAAAUGAAAAACAAGCUGUCUCUAAAUAUCCUAUGUUGAAGUUGAGGGCUGCUUGUAGUCAAAAACAUACCCAGGAUCACAGUUUACCUCAUCCUCUGUCUCUCUCUGUUUGUUGCCAAGCUAAGCAAACUCUCCUUGCUUUAACUUUACAUUAAACUCUCACUUUGAGGGCAUUUUGUUUUCCUUUAUGACCUUAAAAAUGCCUUAUCUACUUCUUUAAUUAUAACAAAUACCACUAUUUGCAGGGGGAAACAGAUGUAACAAUCCAUAAAAGCCAUUUUUAGAAAAGGAAAUAUAAGUCACGAAUGACUGUUUUGAAAGCGUUGGUCUGGACAAUGUGUGUGUUGGAAUGUUUAAGUUUUGCACUGUAAUUUGCCUUGUGUUUUUUUUACAUGCCAGGUGCCACGACAGCUAUAUUAAGCUCAUGUCUUGUACAUUUUAUUUGAUUUGUUUUACAUGCAGUAUGUUUUGCUGUACUCUGGUUGCCUCCUACAGACCAAAAACAAGCAUUUUAGGUUAACUGGAAACUCUAAAUUGUCUCUAUAGGUGUGAGUGAGGACGUGUCUCUGUAUGUCCCUCUGAUGGACUUGCAACUUGUCCAGGGUGUCCCCCCGCCUCUCACACAGAGACUGCAGGAAAUAGCCAUCAGCUCAUGGUAACCUGGAAAGAAGAAGCGGGUAAAGAAAACGGAUGGAUGUAUAUUUAGCUGUUUGUCUUUAAUGAUCUGCUUGUCUCUCUCUCUUUUUAGCUUUACAGUUAAAAUGGUCUGUACUCAUUAUAUGAGUCUGUGCAAUGGGGUCGUAAAAAGAGCAAGUGGAUCUGUAGAUUAGAUAACAGCACAGUUUUCAAGACUUAAACUAAUGAAACAUUCACUGAGGAAUUCCAACAAACAUCACUGUCCUUCUAAAGGAGCUACACUUUACAGAAUUACAGUUGAGUUGUACUUUUUGUCGUAAGAUUGUCUCAUAAAACUGCUUGAAUGUGAUCUGUCAAAUGGUGCAAGUCUAUUGAAGCCGGUUUACACGUGCAGCUAAAGCAAUAUGGUUAUUUUGCUAACAUUGUAAGUUUGACAUGUUUCUGUCAUUUAUCUGCAUCCUGUUUUUGCCUUUGCUUCACUCGCUUCUGGAAGGGAAACAGUCUUAAUAAAACAGUUUGCAACCUCCAA
Austrofundulus limnaeus is the source of this 5559-nucleotide messenger RNA. It is a transcript of the gene pik3cd, whose product is annotated as phosphatidylinositol-4,5-bisphosphate 3-kinase, catalytic subunit delta. NCBI's taxonomy places the organism in Eukaryota, Metazoa, Chordata, Actinopteri, Cyprinodontiformes, Rivulidae. Bases 230 to 3355 code for a protein of 1041 amino acids. The transcript has 23 exons. The record is from RefSeq and is a predicted model, not a curated record. Gene Ontology annotation, molecular function: 1-phosphatidylinositol-4-phosphate 3-kinase activity; 1-phosphatidylinositol-3-kinase activity. Gene Ontology annotation, biological process: phosphatidylinositol 3-kinase/protein kinase B signal transduction; cell migration; phosphatidylinositol-mediated signaling. Gene Ontology annotation, cellular component: cytoplasm; plasma membrane; phosphatidylinositol 3-kinase complex.